AAAUAAAAAUAACUUGCAACGUUGGAAGUUGGACGGUGCUUUUCACGAUCACGGAAUCCGGUAAAGAUGGCCUCCAAAAUUCUGCGAGUUUCUCCAAUGCUAUUGAAAUUAGCCAAUGGUUCAUCAUUGGUUAAGAAUUCUACCAGGCUUAGGGCUACAUCUGCUGCUCUAAAUUACGAGCAGACCCUGGUAAACGUGCCACCAACCAGACUUACUGUUUUGGACAAUGGUUUGCGAGUAGCUUCAGAGGACAGUGGUGCACCUACUGCUACAGUAGGAAUCUGGAUUGACGCUGGAUCCAGAAACGAAACUGAAGCCAACAAUGGUGUUGCACAUUUCCUGGAGCAUAUGGCAUUCAAGGGAACUGGCAAACGCUCCCAGACAGACUUGGAGCUUGAGAUCGAGAACAUGGGUGCUCACCUGAAUGCAUACACUUCUCGGGAGCAAACUGUCUUUUAUGCCAAAUGCUUGUCUGAAGAUGUUGGCAAAUCCAUUGAAAUUCUGUCCGACAUCCUCCAGAACUCCAAAUUGGGAGAGCCCGAGAUUGAGCGUGAGCGCGGUGUUAUCUUGCGAGAGAUGCAAGAGGUUGAAACCAACCUCCAGGAAGUAGUGUUUGAUCACCUCCACUCUACUGCCUACCAGGGCACUCCUUUGGGUCGCACUAUUUUAGGCCCAACCCAGAACAUCAAGUCCCUGUCCCGUGCCGAUCUUGUCACAUACAUCAAGAACAACUACGGCGCGUCUCGCAUGGUUUUGGCCGCUGCUGGUGGUAUUAAACACGAAGACCUAGUCGAAUUGGCCCAAAAGAGCCUUGGAUCUCUGUCCAACUCCUUCGAUGCCAAAAUUACUGCCCCAACUAAAUGCCGAUUUACAGGAUCGGAGAUUCGUGUGCGUGACGAUGACAUGCCGUUCGCUCACAUCGCGAUCGCUGUUGAGGGCUGUGGCUGGACCGAUGCCGAUAACUUCCCAUUGAUGGUGGCCAACACGAUCAUCGGCUCUUGGGAUCGUUCUCAAGGUGGUGGUGCUAACCUGGCCUCCAACUUGGCCAGCUAUUCUGCCCAAUCCAACUUGUGCCACUCUUUCCAGUCCUUCAACACUUGCUACAAGGACACCGGAUUGUGGGGCAUCUACUUUGUCUGCGAACCCAUGAAAUGCGAAGCCAUGCUGUACAACAUUCAAAGCGAGUGGAUGAGACUGUGCACAGCUCCCACACCGACCGAAGUUGAGCGAGCCAAGAACCUGCUUAAGACUUCGAUGCUGCUGCAACUUGACGGAACCACACCCGUCUGCGAAGAUGUUGGUCGCCAAAUGCUCUGCUACGGCCGUCGCCUGCCCCUUCACGAACUCGAGGCCCGUAUCGACUCCGUGACCCCGGCGGAUGUCCGAGAUGCCUGCAAUAAAUACAUUUAUGACCGAUGCCCCGCUGUAGCCGCUGUUGGUCCCGUUGAGGCCCUUCCCGACUACAACCGCAUUCGCUCGUCCAUGUACUGGCUUCGAGUGUAAAUUUAUCAAUAUCGAAAAAAACAGAGAAGAAAUACAGCUUCGUCGUAGUGGAAACUUUCCCCCAGUUUGAAUUAUAAAAGAUGUGCUGUUGCUGCUGUAAAUAUAUGGGAUUCAAAAUCUCUUA
Daphnia pulicaria is the source of this 1627-nucleotide messenger RNA. It is a transcript of the gene UQCR-C1, whose product is annotated as mitochondrial-processing peptidase subunit beta-like. Lineage: Eukaryota; Metazoa; Arthropoda; Branchiopoda; Diplostraca; Daphniidae. Gene Ontology annotation, molecular function: metalloendopeptidase activity; metal ion binding. The coding region runs from base 67 to 1503 and encodes 478 amino acids. The record is from RefSeq and is a predicted model, not a curated record. The transcript has 6 exons. Gene Ontology annotation, cellular component: mitochondrion.